Messenger RNA from Frankliniella occidentalis (western flower thrips), 5601 nucleotides. RefSeq lists its product as uncharacterized. Gene Ontology annotation, biological process: DNA repair; telomere maintenance. NCBI's taxonomy places the organism in Eukaryota, Metazoa, Arthropoda, Insecta, Thysanoptera, Thripidae. The transcript has a single exon. The coding region runs from base 1 to 5601 and encodes 1866 amino acids. The record is from RefSeq and is a predicted model, not a curated record. Gene Ontology annotation, molecular function: DNA helicase activity.
AUGGAGGAACUCCUAUCAGGUACUACUCUCCUCGCUUCUGGUACCAUUCAUAGCACAGAUCCAGUGUUUUGCAACCAAAAUGGUGGCAAACAGGAAGUACCUAUCUGUGCCGUUGCAUUAGCGGCUGCAUUUCUUAACAGAGAAUGGACUGACCUAGAAAUUGACAAAUCCAUCCACACUGGUGAUACACUGUACAGUCUGCUUGAAAUUCCCAACAAAGAAGUAGCAAUUCCUGCAAACCUACCUGAAAAAAUUACAAUCAAUGAUCCUCUUGUCACUGUUGAGGUUACAGAAAAUAAGCACCUCUACACAUACUUGUACUCAGAUGGCGAACAGACAAAAUACAAUUUCCUUCAUUCCAAGUUGACUUCUGCUUUUAAAACUUCGCCCCCAAACAGUGGGUUCCUCUUCGGAAGCUCGCGAGGUUUUGUGGCCUUCGUUGAAUCGGACGAUGGUUUCCUGGUGUUUGAGCCACAGGGCGUGGGUAUUUCUGGUCUACCCGAUGAGGAAUUUCCAGAAAACAACACCAGCCGUGUAUUUUUAUGUGAGUCGUUAGAGGUUUUAGCUAAAUUUUUGCUUAUACACCAUAACAGGGAUGGAAGCGUUCCGGCACACUUCACUAUUGUGCGCAUGCGAUUUCGUCUGUCCCUUGAGCAGCAGAGGCUCCAGGAGACACGAAAUUCCAGUGGUUCUGACUCAGACACUCCCCUUGCCGCUCGCCUGUUACGAAAUGUUGACAAACCUGCGCAACCAAAGGACACAUCUGAUUCAGAUACACCGCUUGCUGCACGCCGACCCCCUGCAAAGAAAAAUCACAGAAAAUCAAACAAGUUACACAAUACUGAGCCUGAUUCAGACACUUCUUUAGCUGCACGCCAACCUGCAAACAGACGAAAAACAAGAUCAAAAAGUACACCUACACCACAUUGUAAUUCAGAUUCGGAGACACCCAUUGCACCUCAGGAACCAAGCAAACAACUUGCAUCACGACUAAUGGGUGAAAGUAAUCCGUCCGAAGCCACAACAUCACCCGGUGUUAAAAAUAAAGGGGGACGACCUAAGAAAGUUAAACGUGGGAGAAAGGCACAGUACACUGCAGAGGAACGCAAACAAAGGCAGCAAGAUUCACAGCGUCGUUACUAUGAAAAAAACAAAGCAGCUAAACUUGACGCUCGACGUCUGUAUGACCAGGAACACCCCGAGGUGCAUCGCAAGGCGCAGCAGCGAUAUUCCCAACAAUACCCCGAGGUGCAUCGAGAGGCGCAGCAGCGUUAUGUGGAAAAUAAUCCUGAAGCAAGACAAGCUCAAAGGGAAACAUACCGGGCAGCUCAUCCCGCCAGAGACAAAAUACGUCACCUCUCAGCAGAUAUGCAGAGACUGGUAAAUAGACAUGGGCCUAUGGCUUUUUGGACUGGAGAGCUGCUAGAUAAAAUCGAGCCCUACCGCCUAAAAAGCCAAAACAUUAAUGCAAACGACAUUUUCAAAUGUCAAUAUUGUAACGCCCCGUUGUUUCAUGAGGAAACACACACUGGACUCUGGUGUUGUGGCAAAGGGGCCUACAAAGUCAUGGACUUUUCACCGCUGAAUGCUGAUUUCUACACACACCCUGAAUUUUUGGACCGACCUCGAGCAUACAAUGAUAUGUUUGCACUCUCUGCAAUGAACAUUUCAGGGGGCUACCGUCACCCAAAUACUGGCCUUUCCUUUUUGAAAAUCGAAGGUCGAAUAUAUCACAAAAUCUACAGCCUCGAAGCGAGGGGACAACACACUAACUUUGACAAUGUAAGCCAACAUGUUAACGGAUGUAAAUUGUGGAUAGAUGAUGGGUCGGAGAGAAAAGCGUUGGCUGAAGGGCGAAAGCUAAACCCCAUCAUCAUUGAUGGAGCAAGGUCUUAUUUAUUGGCAAACAACCCAUCUCUAACUUAUUUCCGCCUCCUCAGUGAGGAGCCUGCCGAAGAUGCGCGAUUAGACUUCCAGGUUACUUCAAGGGAGGCGGAUGGCCCAGUCCUUGGGGAUACUAAUCCAGGUCUCGAGGUUCACGCUGUAGUAAGUUCAGGUGAAUGUCUUGCCGGUGCGCCACGAACAUUGACGGUGUGGAAAAAGGCUGACAGGUUUCCUACCAAGAUCAAUAUAUUUGAUCCUUUAAUGGAGCCAUUCCAAUAUCCUCUUCUCUAUCCCACCGGAACACCAGGUUGGACAUUUACUAGGAAGGACAAGGUAGGCAGAAAAUUAUCCCAGCUGAGUUACGCACGCUGCCUCCUCCUCUCAGAACCACGUUUUACUCAAUUAGGUCGCCUCUCACAAGCUUGGCAAGUGGAAAUGCACACACGCAUAGAAGAGGAGAGGCUUCAGUACAUAGCUCGCGCUCAACAGAAAAAUAAUGCAAAUGCAUUAAGAGUUGCGUCAGUUGACGAACUGCAGACUUCAAUAAACCCACCACAACAAGUUAUGCACGACUUAAACAAUGACAUACUUGCCGAAGUAGCUCAAGAUGAGGUAAUACAAGGAGAAGGAGCUAGAGCAGGCAAAAUUUACUUACCUUCGACGUUCACGGGCGGACCACGGUACAUGAAGCAAAAAUACAUGAACGCUAUGGGCUUAGUUAGCCGGAAGGGUGGUCCCACAUACUUUUUGACUUUCACGGCGUGUGGUGGGUGGGAUGAGAUGAAAGCAUCCUCUUUGCAUCGUCAAAGGUGCGAUCCAUCCACGUGUGCUCGCAUAUUUCACAUAAAGUUAAAAGAAUUACUUCGGGACAUUAGAAGUGGAGCACUGUUUGGUCCAAAGGCCUACAUAAUAUAUGUUAUUGAGAUGCAAAUGAGAGGAUUACCACACGCGCACAUUUGUAUAAGGACUGAGGACGGGGGACCUACUCAAGCACGGGACAUUGACAAAGUAAUAAGAGCGGACAUACCAAGCCGUGAUGAAGCAGGAGGGCGUCUCCGAAAACUUGUUCUCAAACACAUGAUCCACGGCCCGUGCGGAAAAGAAGGUCGCACCGACCUUCCCUGCUAUGAUGACAAAAAGGACAAGUGCAAUAAGUACUUCCCGAAACCAGCAUCAGACACUACACACAUUGAUGACAAGGGGUUCGUACAUUACCGCCGUAAUUACAAUAACACAGAUGAAAGAUACUAUUACGGCAGACCAGUAUCAGUUCACGAGGGCUGGGUCAUUCCUUAUAAUCCAGCACUUCUCUUGAAAUAUGAAGCUCACAUCAAUUUGGAAAUUGCCUCCACGCGACGCGUUAUUAAAUACAUUUAUAAAUACAUGCAUAAAGGGGCGUCACACAAGAACGUGCGCAUAUUACCUUUACACGAGCAACAAGAUGAACCCGAGGAGUACGCUACAAAGCGAAUGGUUGGUGCCAGUGAUGCUUGUUGGCGAAUGCUCGGCUUUCAUCUGACAGUAUCAGAACCGACAGUUGAAAUGCUCCCAGUGCAUCUAGAAGGGGCGCAUAACGUCGUUUUUCGCCCAGGCGAGGAACAACAGGCACUUGCUCAAACAUCCAAACUCCUGCUGUACCUCAAUAGACCUGACGAUCCUGUGUUUGAAAACUUGACUUACCAACAAUUCUAUGAAAAUUAUAUCAUUCACACAAGUAGGCCGAACCGCAACCCCGGUAAACGUGUCUAUGACCACGCAAGUGGCAAACACUACCUCACUCCCCGUGAGCUAGGGGAAUGUGUCUGUAGAUUGUACUGGGUGAGUCCGAACCGGGGAGAACUCUACUAUUUGAGAUUACUUCUGUCAUCUUUUCCAUGCCGGGGCUUCGCCGACCUGAAAGCAAAGGGAGGCGAAGGCUGUGAAUCUUUUCAAGAGACUGCACGCAGACUAGGAUUAAUUGACAAUGAACAGGAGUAUGCCGAAGCACUCCGGCAAGCUUCAGAGUUUAUGGUGGGUCCUAGCCUCAGGAACUUCUUUGUAACACUGGCAAGCAUUGGUGCACCAGCAAGAGUCCUUUGGGACGCUUUCAAGCCCCAGCUCUGCGAAGAUCUGUUGGAAAAGCACACGGAAUCAGAAAUUGCAUACAAAUAUGGUCUUAUACAUAUUGACAGGUGCUUGCGACGUAAUGGGUCUUGCCUAACCGCCCACGGCCUACCUCACGUUGACGAUGAUACAACAGAGCUUGGUAGACAAUACCUUGCUUACGGUGAAGAGUCUCAACGACAGAUAUACGAAGAAUGGUUACCUAGAUUAACCGAAGAACAGCGUGCUGUCCUAGAACACGUGAAAACCUUGGUAGACGGUAACAUCCCACAGGACCAGCCUACGGGGGUCUUUUUGGACGGGCCGGGGGGCUAUGGAAAAACAGCCCUACUACAGACAAUUACAGCUUACCUCAGGUCGCAGCACAAAAUUCCACUCUGUGUCGCCAGCUCCGGUAUAGCCGCUUUGAACAUGGAAGGCGGCUCAACUGCUCACUCAAUGUUUCGAUUACCCUUGGACCUUAGUGACGAACUAGCGAUCUGGAAUAUAAGUAACGGAACACAAAGGGCUGAAUUAAUUAGAUCAGCCUCACUCAUAAUCUUCGACGAAGCCCCGAUGGCACACAAGGGUAUCUUUCAAAUGUUGGAUCGCUCCCUGAAGGACCUCAUGGGGAACGAGAAAUUUAUGGGUGGUAAACCGUUUCUAGCUUCAGGUGACUUCAGGCAGAUCCCACCUGUAGCCGAAAACGCGCGUACACCGUCAGACACAGUCAAAGUAUCCCUUAAAUCAUCAUACCUGUGGGAUAAAUUUAAAAUAUUUAAACUCACCAUUCCACAAAGGACGAGAGGGAGUGACGAGUAUUCGAAUUAUCUCCUUAAAGUAGGAAACGGUUCUCUUCCCGAAGAAACCUUUGGUGAAGGCAGGGACGCAGAGACAUUAGUUCCGCUCACUCCACUUAAACAUCACUCAAAUCUAGAAGACUUAAUUAAUAACAUAUACCCAAAUGAAAUACUUGGAAUGCCAGACACUGCAGCUGAGAGAGCAAUUCUCUCAACUCUAAAUGUUAACGUGAAAGCUAUUAACAACAAAGUUCUUAAUAGCCUUCCAAACCGUGAGUACCAACUCCUUAGUUUUGACGCUGUGGACCAAGACGGAGACGAUGGCUUCUUCAUCGAUCAGGAAACGCUCCACACAGCUCAAGGCAAGGGUGUGCCGGACCACGUCCUCAACCUCAAAAUUGGCGCAGUUUGCCUGAUAACAAGAAAUUUGAACAUAGAACAGGGAUUAGUAAAUGGCACAAAAUGCGUGGUAGAAUCAAUAAGCCCACAGCUCAUAAGAGUUCGCUUACCAAAUUCCAACCGUUCUUACGGAAUUCCAAGAAUACUUUUCAAGUUUCCGAUUGUCGAUGGCUCGCCAAUGACAAUGGUCAGACGUCAGUUCCCACUGCAAUUGGCAUAUGCAAUGACAUUUCACAAAUCACAAGGGCAAACGAUUAAGACAGUUGGGCUUGACCUUAGAACUGACUGUUUUACCCAUGGACAGCUCUACGUAGGUUUGAGCAGGGUAAGGUCACCCGAUGACAUCACCGUUCUGGUGCCACCAGAUCGUGUACAUAAUGGAAUAGCGUACACAAAAAAUAUAAUAUACAGAGCACUCCUUAACCAAGAUGAAUAA